GAAGUUGUUCAUCGAGACAUCAAUCUUGGGAUUCGAAAUCAAAUGUGCAGCUCAUACAAAAUAACAUCAAUUGCUACAGCUGCGCUGUCUAGUUGAUCGUGAGUGACAUCCGCAGAAGAGCAACUCCUAAUCUCCAACCAACGCCAUUGUGACUACCAAUCAACCCUGAAGCUUGCAGCGCACAGUUCUUGCAUUAUCCUGGAGAAACAUCGUCGCGCAUAUAUUCGCUUUGGAGCGUGCUGAUUCGCAGUCAUGAAUUAUGUUACGUUCAACCAGGACUACAGCUGCCUGGCAGUUGGAACUGCCAAAGGGUUUCGAAUAUACCACACCGAGCCAUUCUCGAAGAUAUUCACGGGGGACAACGAGAAUGUAACUAUAAUUGAGAUGCUUUUCUCGACGUCUUUGGUGGCCAUCAAGCAGUCACCUAGACAUAUUGUAAUUCAGAAUACCAAGAGAGGCACGGUGAUAUGCGAACUUACAUUCCCAUCUGCGGUCUUGGCUGUCCGCUUGAAUCGAAAACGAUUUGCCGUGUUGUUGGAGGAGGAAAUAUAUUUGUACGAUAUACAGAACAUGGGUCUACUAUACACGAUUUCUACGUCGGCAAACCCCAACGCCAUAUGCUCCCUAUCUGCGUCGUCUGACAACUGCUAUCUGGCAUAUCCAUUACCAAAGCCCAGGGAGGAGACUGGAGAUAAGAGACCAGCCCAUGCACCACCGCUCUCGCCAUACGUCGCACCGACAUCCGGAGAGGUUCUCAUAUUUGACGCAAAAUCAUUAAAGGCUGUAAAUGUUAUUGAGGCACAUCGGGCACCCCUGUCGUGUAUUGCACUGAACAAUGAUGGAACGUUGCUGGCGACCGCGUCAGAAACAGGAACCAUUAUAAGGGUAUUUUCGGUACCAGAUGGACAGAAACUCUACCAAUUUCGAAGAGGCACUUAUCCGUCCUCAAUUUUUAGUCUAUCGUUCAAUAUGAGCUCUACGCUACUCUGCGUGUCUUCAAACUCGGAUACAAUCCAUAUAUUCCGUUUGGGCGGACCUGUUACUGGUUUGCCAGAGUCCCCACAAUCUCCUGGCGAUAAAGAUAAAUGGAGACGAUCCCGGAGUUUUGAUAGUGAAAAUGGGUCUCCUCCCGCUGGGAUAUCACCUGGCAGUGAAAUGGCAGAUGUCCCUGCAGAAAAAAGCAAGUCUAGUGGCACUUUUGGAAGCAUGAUCAGGAGAUCAUCACAAAUGGUGGGCAAAGGUGUUGCUGGAGUCGUUGGAGGAUACCUACCCCAAGCUGUUACUGAAAUGUGGGAGCCAGCGCGAGAUUUCGCUUUCAUCAAACUUCCGAAAGGAGGAAUGGGAGUUACUCCCCGAAGUGGUCCAGUCAAAAGUGUUGUGGCAAUGAGCAGCAGCAGUCCCCAAGUAAUGGUAGUGACAAGCGAUGGCGGCUUCUACAUCUACAGCAUAGACAUGGAGACGGGAGGAGAGGGAGUUUUGGUUAAGCAGUACUCUGUCCUUGAGAGUGACGACAGUCUGGAGCCACCACCCAUUAAUUAUGUGAGCUACCGUACCUAGAGGGUGUAUAUUUGAAUGGCGUUUUUUACAUCAAGCUUUAGCGUUCUUUUUUCUAAUUUGCAGUCUUUGAAACUUUCAGCAUUAUGUUAGGUGUUUCUGGUUGGUCGUUUUCGGUAUUAGGAGGGAAAUUAUUGACCAAGCUUACGAGCCGUCUCUCAUCUCAUUGAGCAUAAAAAUUAAUAACAAAUAUCAUUACAAUCUCA
Molecule: messenger RNA, 1760 nt
Organism: Botrytis cinerea B05.10
Lineage: Eukaryota; Fungi; Ascomycota; Leotiomycetes; Helotiales; Sclerotiniaceae
Exons: 4
Coding region: 253-1557 (434 amino acids)
Biological process (GO): protein lipidation; autophagy of mitochondrion; nucleophagy
Cellular component (GO): fungal-type vacuole membrane; cytosol; phagophore assembly site membrane
Molecular function (GO): protein binding; phosphatidylinositol-3-phosphate binding; phosphatidylinositol-3,5-bisphosphate binding
Source: RefSeq, a predicted model, not a curated record